Molecule: messenger RNA, 826 nt
Organism: Quercus lobata
Lineage: Eukaryota; Viridiplantae; Streptophyta; Magnoliopsida; Fagales; Fagaceae
Product: oligopeptide transporter 3-like
Exons: 4
Coding region: 272-514 (80 amino acids)
Biological process (GO): negative regulation of DNA-templated transcription
Molecular function (GO): protein binding; oligopeptide transmembrane transporter activity
Source: RefSeq, a predicted model, not a curated record
UUGCAUUGUAAUUCUGUAUCAUUGGUUGAUGAUGGUAAGAUUUUUAUUUUUUUAUUUUUUUUAUAGCUUUAAUAGCUUUUAAAAAGUUAGUUUGAAACCAACUUGCCAGAUUGGUUGAUACCAAAAUUAUGGUUUAUGACUCACAGUGUUGGUUUUAGUUUGAUCCUUUUUGGAAGUCUAUUGGGUUUUGAGUUGGACUUCAGAGGAAAGGUGUCCCAUUGAGGAUGUGGCAUUGGUUGUGCCAGAGACUGAUGACCCAUCAAUCCCAGUGAUGACUUUCAAGAUUUUGGGAUAUGGAUGGGCUGGAAUGCUUAGGAGAUACCUUGUUGAUCCUGUUGAGAUGUCGUGGCCUGCACAUCUUGCUCAAGUUUCUCUGUUUAGGAAGGCAAUCAAGGAUUUAUCAGCUGGCUUGGGCAUUGAGAAUGAUGACAUUGAGUGUUUGUAUUUACGAGCUUCUUGUUACCACGCUAUUGGCGAAUAUAGAGAGGUGGUCAAGGACUAUGAUGCUGCUUAGACUCAAUGGAAAAGUUUGUGCUUCAAUGCUUGGCCUUUUAUCAGGUUUGCUUUGAAAUGAAUAGUACGCUUUAAAUGCUCCAAAUGCCCUGGACAUAUUGAAAGGCAAUAUAAUUGUAUGGAGUUCAAUUGAUGAUAGAUGAAAAAUUGUAUUUAUCAAAAUAAAUAAAUAAAGGAAAAGUUAUAGAAAGGUUAUGUGUAAAUUCAUGAUGAAAGCCCUGGUUGAUCUUUGGUUUUGCAAUUUAUUUUUCAUUUUAUUGGGAACAAGUUGUAGGAGAUUGGAUUAGUGGAAUUUACCAGUGAAUAUCUAUUG